CUUUAGAACCCCAUUCGCUGUAUUUGAGUCUAUAGCCCAAGAAGAGAACUAAUGGCUGAUAUAGACGCAUCCACAAUCACCUCAAGUAAUCAUGUAUAUACUUUGGAUCCACAACCAGCAAAAGCAAAGCUUCCUUGGUAUAGGACGCUAGAUCAGAAAAAGGGCUUAUUGCUCGUCCUGAUUUCUAUGGCGAAUAUGCUUGAUAUUAUCAAUGUCGCUUCUGUCACCAUCGCCCUCCCGUCCAUUCUGCGUGAUGUUCAUUAUGAGCCAAAUCAGCUCCAAUGGAUUGUGAGUAGCUAUGCUCUUACAUAUGCUGCAUUCCUCUUAGUUGGCGGUAGGAUGGGAGAUCUAUUUGGUCAUCGUAGGGUGUUCCUGACUGGCACCACUUGGUUUGGAAUCUGGUCGCUGGUCUGCGGCUUCGCUAGGGAUCCAAUCUUCAUGUCUAUCGCACGAGCUCUACAGGGAGCUGGUGCUGGGCUCACAAUCCCUUCAGCCCUUGCGUUGCUCACCACAACCUAUCCAUUAGGGCCUGAACGGACAUUUGCUCUUUCCAUGUUCGGUGGUGCAGGUUGUAUUGGCCAGACGACUGGCGUCCUUCUGGGUGGUAUUUUCGAUGCUACUAUUGGUUGGUAUUGGAUCUUUUUUGUCACUGCCAUUAUUUCGAUCACAAUGGCUGUUGCUGGCUUCUUUAUCAUCUCCAAUGUCAAUGAUAACCCUGGCAAUACAGAUCGCCGUGUUGACUAUUUGGGCGUCGCUCUUUUCAUGGCCGGUGUUGUCAUGGUAAUCUACUAUCUUUCUGAAUCCACGACUGUCGGCUGGGGAUCUGCACAAACGUUGACGCCCUUUAUUGUGGGUUUGGUUCUUUUGGCCGGCUUCAUCUUUUGGGAACGUCGGAUCGAGUACCCAAUCAUGCCUUUCCGUAUCUGGAGUUCCCGUCGAUUUUCAGCAAGCGUCCUAGUGAUAAUAUGUGUGACCGCAUGCUACAACACCAUGAUCUUCUUCACCUCAUUGACUUUCCAGAAUGUGCUCAAAUACUCUCCUCUAAUCACAGCCUGCUGUUACAUCGUCCACGGCGUUGGCCUUGUCAUUGGGCUCUAUACAGUCACCCGACUAUUCAAGUAUAUCCGUACUAAGUUCAUUAUGUUGAUCGGAUGGACUUUGAUCAUCACAUCAGCCAUUAUCUUUGCUCAAAUUGUACCUGGUACAACCUAUUGGCACUUUGCGUUCCCUGCCUUCAUCGUGAACUGCUUGGGCCUCUCACCGACGUGGAUGUGUUGUCAAGUCAAUGUAGUCGCUGACGCUGAGGAUGAGGACCAAGGCGUGGUUGGAGCAGUCUUCAACGUUGCCAUACAGCUGGGUGGUCCUAUUGGCCUUGCAAUUGGAACUAUUAUGUCUCAAACAUUCGAAGGCAUAGGUGGAACACCUGAGGCUCUGAUGAGCGGAUAUAGAGCCGCAUUCUAUGCGUUUGCGGUCUUUGGGGGCACUGGCAUGAUCCUGACAGCGAUUUUUGCCUCAAAUCAGGAUCCUAUUGAAUUCUUGGACAUUGAUCCAGAAACUGUUGAGGGAGAUCAAGAGAAAGGGGAGCCCGCUACAGUUGAAAGCAGUAGCAUCUCAAUUUUGGAAGGAAAUGGCAAGGCAGGGAGUGAUGAGGGGCAGAAGCAGGAGACGAGGAAUUGA
Molecule: messenger RNA, 1677 nt
Organism: Lobosporangium transversale
Lineage: Eukaryota; Fungi; Mortierellomycota; Mortierellomycetes; Mortierellales; Mortierellaceae
Product: major facilitator superfamily domain-containing protein
Exons: 3
Coding region: 52-1677 (541 amino acids)
Biological process (GO): transmembrane transport
Cellular component (GO): membrane
Molecular function (GO): transmembrane transporter activity
Source: RefSeq, a predicted model, not a curated record